AUGGUGUUGAAGUCUUCAGAAGAUAGUUCGCACCGAGGAAGAGUACCUUCAAGAGAAAUACAAAUGUUAGUUGCGAUUCGAACCGAAGAGAAAUAUAAAGAAACGCAACUGCGAUACUCAUUAAGUGCUGAGUACUUCAUGGGGACCGUAAGAGGUGCCAGGGGGUUCCCCUCCAUCAUGUCCCAUCGUCCUGCGGCCCAGCACCAUGAGCUCUUCCACUCUUUGAUGGAGCUCGACAGAUCGAGCAGGAAUGAAGUAUGGGAACCCCAUGAAGUAAGCAGGAGAAGUGAUAUUUGGCGGAAUAUUCAGCGAAUAGAGUCAGUUUUUGAAAUGGAUCAUCUGAAUCUUCUGAAAUCUGAUACGUAUAGGGAAUUAGAGCCAGUUAGGUCGGACGAUAAACUCUUAGAUAAGAUUGUAAAACAGCUGAAGAAGGAAACAGAUAUAGAGAAAUCAUACAAGGAUUUUCUACUGUCUCUUUUAACAAAGGAGGAAAGUUUUAUUCCAUGUAAGAGAAAAAGAGAAAAAUAUGAAUGCAAUCAUGAGGUGAAUGACCCGCAAUAUGAACUUUUCUUGCAGAAUCUAGAGAUAUACAAAAAGACUUAUGUAUUGAAGCAUAAGAAAAACAAUUCAUGCCUUUUCAUUAAAUAUGGAGGAGAUAGCGAUUUGUAUGAGAAUGAUAGCAUAGGGGUUAGCCUGGAAAAAGGGAGCAUCAUCAAUUUAGAAACGCACUCUGAAAUGCACUCUGACUUCAGAAAAGAACUCAUGUGUAUUCUUAGAAAACCAUUUGAUAGAGACGAGUACAACAAGCUUCGGAAUGAUGUUGAAAUCCAUAAGGCAGCAGUUCGCCAUAGGGAGCUGCGUAAUGGGAGGGACAAAGAAUGCUUCACAAAUAAACCUGGAAAAUCUUAUCUUGAUCUCUAUCCUGAUUUGGAAAAAAAGCUAUUAAGGUUCCGAGAUGAUCACCCAAAAUGCUUGAACCUCUUACGUGGGUUCUUCUUUUGGCUUCAAUGUCUAACAAGGGACGGAGCAUUCAAACCGUGGAAUGAUCCAGAAUUCCUCGCAGUGGAGCAAAUGCAUCCUCAAUUUGGAAGGGGAGGAUUUAGUGGAUCUUGCGUGUAUAAUUCUCUUGCUGGUGACGGUUACCAUGAUGAGAUAAAUCCUCUUAAUUCAGACAGUGAUUCUGAUUGUCAUUUCUGCAACAUUGAGUUAUUGCCUUUCGGUUUCGGUUGUGUAUUUCUGAUUUUAUUGAGCUGUAAUAUUAUGUUGUCUGAUGAGUACAGAAAUGAUCAGAUCCGUCAGAAAUAA
Olea europaea var. sylvestris is the source of this 1305-nucleotide messenger RNA. RefSeq lists its product as uncharacterized. NCBI's taxonomy places the organism in Eukaryota, Viridiplantae, Streptophyta, Magnoliopsida, Lamiales, Oleaceae. The record is from RefSeq and is a predicted model, not a curated record. The coding region runs from base 1 to 1305 and encodes 434 amino acids. The transcript has 5 exons.